AUGCAGAGAACGGCUCUAUUACCUUGGUUGUAUGUGUCCAGCAACAUCCAGAACUAUCCUUCCAGUUGCCAGAAUGCCUGCGAUGGAGUCACUCCCAACCAGACAGACCCCAUUUCGAUGAGCUACUAUUGCGAUAACUGUAUCUGCAACAACAAGCUGCUCGGACCCGCCAACUUCGUCCCUGCCAGUAAUUUCACCGAUUUCUUCAUCGACUGGAAGCCGCUGGACAGCCAAUGCCCGCAAGACUGGCUCUGUACAUGGACCAACUGGGCCAGCGCAGGUCCCUUCAACAACACCGCCUAUUAUUUCCCCCAGAACCUUGGAUUCAAGGGAUGCGCCGAGACGGUGACGGUGGAAGUCGGUACCCAUCUCGAUCGGUUCGGCCAGCCCAACGGCAGCUGGCUCGCGACGCCAGAGACCCCUUUCGCAGAGCGGGCAAUCCCACCCAGCAAUUUGAAUGUUUUCAGCGGCAGUACUCUCUACAACUAUUGGCAAUAUGAGGUCAAAAAGCCCUUCCUCGCUCUGUACGGCAAGGUUCUGCCUUGGUUCGGUCAGCCGGGUGGGGGAGACCAGUGGUACGUGGAAGGGGGAUUGGGACCGCUCAUCGAUAAUGGAUCACUUGUUCUGGUGGCUGCGAAGACUUACGACCAUGAUCCAACUUCCGUCCAUGCCAGCCACGGAAGCCCGGAUGCUCACUGA
Molecule: messenger RNA, 699 nt
Organism: Aspergillus homomorphus CBS 101889
Lineage: Eukaryota; Fungi; Ascomycota; Eurotiomycetes; Eurotiales; Aspergillaceae
Product: TNT domain-containing protein
Exons: 3
Coding region: 1-699 (232 amino acids)
Source: RefSeq, a predicted model, not a curated record